AUGACACCUGAGGAGUUACAAACAUUUUGUUUGAUUGAGAUCGAGAAACUCUUGCAAAAUAAUGGCAAAUCUUUGAAAGAUUAUGCUGGGAUGCCGCUACCUAAUGUGCAUUUGAUUUCUGCUUUCUCUAAUACUAUGGUUGUGCGUGAAAUGCAAUAUGAUAUAUCAGAGAUGUUGGCUCAGCAUGAUGAUUAUUUUGCUCAACUUACAGCUGAACAAGAGAUUAUAUACCAUGCCAUUAUUUGUCGUGUUCGCAACAAAGAACAUGGUUUCUUCUUUGCAUAUGGUUUUGGUGGAACAGGCAUGAAUGAAUUAAGAUUAUUCUCAUACUGGAUUCUUCAAGUUGGAGAAGGUAAAUGUGGUACAAGGAUUGAGGAUAGAGUCUUUGUUAAAAUUGCUUCAGAGUUGUUAAUUCCUAUCACUAAUGAUCCAAUUAUUGAUAUUAUUAUAGUCAUAUAUCCUAAUCUUUCUGAAAAUUUGAAUAAUUCAACAUAUUUUCAAGAUAGUGCUAUUCUUGCUGCAACUAUUGAAAUUAUUGAGGAGAUCAAUGAUCAUAUCGUAAAUUUACUACCAGGUGAGAUGAAAGAGUAUUUGAGCUCAAAUUGUAUAUGUGGUACCGAUGCUAAUGUUGAUAUUGAUCUUAAUUGGAUUAAUGUUGAGUUUCUAAAUCAAAUAAAAUGUUCAAGAUUGCCAAAUCAUUCUCUAAAGUUGAAAGUAGGUGCUCUUGUUAUUUUAUUGAGAAAUAUUGAUCCAGCAGGUGGUUUAUGUAAUGGAACUCGACUUAUUUUGCAUAGUCUAGGAAGAAAUGUAAUUAUUGCAGAUAUUGUUUCUGGAAGUAACGUCGGUGAUAGAGUUUUCAUUUCUUGA
Arachis stenosperma is the source of this 867-nucleotide messenger RNA. RefSeq lists its product as uncharacterized. The transcript has 2 exons. The record is from RefSeq and is a predicted model, not a curated record. Lineage: Eukaryota; Viridiplantae; Streptophyta; Magnoliopsida; Fabales; Fabaceae. The coding region runs from base 1 to 867 and encodes 288 amino acids.